Molecule: messenger RNA, 660 nt
Organism: Letharia lupina
Lineage: Eukaryota; Fungi; Ascomycota; Lecanoromycetes; Lecanorales; Parmeliaceae
Exons: 2
Coding region: 1-660 (219 amino acids)
Source: RefSeq, a predicted model, not a curated record
AUGCUGGAGCCGCUGAGUGCCGCGGAUAUCGCAUCGGGUUUGCGGCCGGCGAGGGACUCGCUGGUGGAUUUAUGUGUCGUUGCUAAUGCGGGGACGGAUCGCUGGCCCGGUCGGAAAGAAGAGAGGUUGGAUUUGAGGGAUUUUGGGAGGCUGAAGGUGCUGAGGGUGGCGAGUGAGUUGGUUUUUGGUGUGAAUGGACCGCAUCGAGAGCGUAAGGGGCUUUAUGGGCUUUUGCCGUCUUCUUUGGAGGUUUUGGGUGUAAAUAUUGCGUUUACUUGUCUCAAUAGUCUUUCCCUUGCCGAAGGAUAUCUCGACUUCGGCUUCGAUUCCAGAAUCCUCGGCAGCGAAGAAGAAGAAGAAGAGGAAGAACAAAAACAACUAACACCCACUUUCGAUGAAACUCAGCACCAGCAGCAUCUAGAAACGGAGAAAAGGCAGUACGCAUGGCUGCAGGAGCUCGCCGAGCACGCCGCGGCCUCUCUCCCCAAGCUAAGAAAAGUGACACUGAACGAACGUUGGAAACACCCGCAGGGUUUCGCACACGUGCCGUUCCGGUGGGUGCUACCGAUGCAUCUGGAUGAGUUGUUCGAGAAGAGUGGCGUCGAGGUGGAGGUUUGGAUGAGGAGGCCGAGGGAUUAUGGGAAUUUUGACGAGCGGUAG